AUGUCUGUCAAAUUCUGGGGCUGCACGUUGAAUCCUGGGGAGAGCUUUCCAAUGCAAACACCUGGCAUUCUUGAAAUUCGUCAGGCGUCAUUACCAGAAACACCAGAAAAGGGAAAAACCAUCAUCAAAGUCAAAUCAAAGGGGCAUGCAUUCACCUUGUGUACUCUGGAUAGAAAUUUGGUGGAAUGCCAAUCCCUGAGCCAUACAUUCAUCGCUGAGGACAAGGCAACCCUUGUAGUGGAAGGCGUCAAUCCUGUGCAUUUCACCGGCUCAAUGAUCGUCGACCCAGAUGCCAGCUCAAGCGAAGAAGAGGAUGACAUGGACUAUUUACCUACACAAGCCAACGAGGACCAAGACAUGGAUGAGGAUGAGGAGGACGAGGAGGACGAGGAGGAUGAAGAAAGAGAGACCAUUACAGGUCAGCCUCGUUAUGCCAAUUACCUCAGUGAUCUAUUAGGCCCUGAUUUACCUGACGAGGAUGACGAUGAUUACGAGGACAUGGACGAUGAUGACGAGGCAGACGGCUUUGGCACUAUGGCUUUCAGAGACCCUACUGACAAUGAGUUCUUGGGUGGUUUCGAGCUUCGUCAUUUCAAUCUUGCACCCAAUAUUCCUGGCUAUGAGGCAGUGAAUUUGAGACAACAAGAGAAAGAUGCUGAAGAUACUCAAUUACAUGAUAGUAUUGCAACUGGGCUGGUCAAUGCUUUAUUGAAUAGCGGUGAUGAUUUCCAAAUAGAGAAGGGUAGAGGCUUUUUAAAGCGAUUAAAGGAGCAAUUGAGAAAGAGAAAACGCACGCAAGAGCAACAAAAUGAGGAUUAA
Molecule: messenger RNA, 819 nt
Organism: Mucor velutinosus
Lineage: Eukaryota; Fungi; Mucoromycota; Mucoromycetes; Mucorales; Mucoraceae
Exons: 6
Coding region: 1-819 (272 amino acids)
Biological process (GO): regulation of DNA-templated transcription
Molecular function (GO): protein binding
Source: RefSeq, a predicted model, not a curated record